CAAAAAUAAAAAUCAGUCUGCCACAGUCUCUGUUUCUCUCUCUAAACACCAAAUCUGAAUGAAUGGCAGACUACGAGCAGCAACAGCAGCAGCAGCAGCAGCACAUGAUCCCGAAAGAAACGGCCCUCCAAGCCCUCAACACCAUAAUCCAGCUCCACUUCGAGAAAACCCUGGAGAAGAAGCGGGCCGUGGAUCUCCAGAAGAAGGAGCUGUGGAAGCUGUUCCACCUCUUCUUCCUGUUCCUGGGCCUGGUGUUCGCGGCCCAGGCCCAGGCCUCCCCGCGCCUCCAGUGCCGCCACUGCUGGGUCCCCAUCGGCCUCCUCUCCCUGGCCCACCUCAUCUUCUACGUCUCCGUCGCCCAGACGCUCCGCUGCAUCAACGGCUUCAAGUACCAGCGCCGCUGCCACAAGCUCACCCUCGGCGUCGCCACCGAUCGCCUCCGCCGGCUCAAGGAGGCCGGCGCGGUGGAUGAGAUUGAGGAGCUGGAGAUCCACUACCAGGAGCCGCCGGAGAGCUAUUUUGGUAAGUUUAAGAGGAACUGGGCGCUGCAUUUCGGCUUCUUGAUCUUCAUUUAUGGAUUUAUGGUUUCCUCUUCCGUUGUAAUGCUCUGUUAUUAGGAUUCGGAUUCGGAUUCCAUUUCAUUUGGGGAUCUUUCUUCCUGCUCUACUACUCUUUGCUAAUUUGAUUA
Salvia hispanica is the source of this 688-nucleotide messenger RNA. RefSeq lists its product as uncharacterized. The record is from RefSeq and is a predicted model, not a curated record. Lineage: Eukaryota; Viridiplantae; Streptophyta; Magnoliopsida; Lamiales; Lamiaceae.